UUAGUCGAAGUCACCUACGCGGACGCCCAUAAACAGCACCGUAACGAUGGCGUCGUCGAGUUCGCCUCGUACUCUGACCUCAAAAACGCCAUUGAAAAGCUCGACGAUACCGAGCUGAACGGUAGGCGCAUCCGCUUGAUCGAGGACAAAAAGCGCAGUAGACGCUCAGGCUCGUACAGCAGCCGUAGUCGCUCCCGCAGUAGAUCCCAGAGACGGUCCAGGUCCCGAAGCCGCUCGAGACGAAGUUCCAGAUCCAAGAGCAAGUCGAGGUCUGCCAGCCCCAAACAAAACAGUAAAUCCCGAUCCAGAUCCAACUCGCGGAAGAAGUCGGUCGACCGCUCGAGGAGCAACUCGAGGAAGAAGUCGGUCGAUAGAUCUAGAUCGAGAUCUAGGUCGCAGAAGAGAUCCAAGUCGAGGGAGGCUUCGAAGGAGCGCUCCCGGUCGAGAUCGCGUUCGCCGAGCAAAGAACGCAGCAAGUCGAGGAGUCGGUCCGGAUCGCCCAACUAACCAGAUAGCCCCACCUUCAUUAAGUAAACAUUCAAGUUGUAGUAAAAGUUUGUAGUUUUAGCCUUAUAUUUUAGCAUUUAUAACCAGACAUAUUUUAUAUUUUUUUGUUUAAUAUGUAAUAAAUUAGCUUGGUUCGUACGCGUUAGUGCACUGAGGACUUUUGUAUAUAAUGUCAUUAACAUUGUCUAAGAAGCAACGUCCCCGUUUACAUUAUUUAUGUAUGGUUAUCUUUACAUAACUCGCUAAUCUUGAUUUUAUUUCGCGCGAUUUCUGGACGCUUCCUAGACAAUGCACUGCUGAGGUUAACUCCACUCACAUGAUGUAAAUUUUAAUAAUGAGUUUCUUGAACGAAUUACGCACCAAACGGCACUGUUUGAAACCAACCACCACCACGUUAACCUACUUGGACGGCAGAAAGUUCGAAGAAUCAGGGCCGGACGCUCUUGUGGAAAUCCCCAGAACGCAAUUCGGUUUCAUCGUCGACGCAAAACCCGACAACGUCCCCGCUAAAAUCGUCGAUUACGUGUACUUGGGUUCGCAGGAUUGUUGCGACCCGCAAGUACUCGGUCGUUUCGACAUCAACAACGUGCUGAGUGUCGGUGUGGACGCCCCAUCUAAAUGUGAAAAAAUCGCUUACAGAUUCGUUCAGUGCUUGGAUUUACCCCAGACCAACUUACUCGACGUUUUGAAGGAGAGUGUUUGUUUUAUUCAAGACGCCGUAUAGCGGCAGAGUAACGUUUUGGUGCAUUGUAAUGCGGGAGUCAGUAGGUCAGCCUCGGUUAUGAUAGGUUACUUAAUUUUAGUUUGUGGUUAUAACUACUGUAAUGCGUAUCAAAUUGUAAAGAAGUCCAGGAGUUGUAUUAGGCCAAAUGAUGGGUUUGUUGAACAACUGAAAAAAUUGAGUAGUAAAUAAUUUAUAUUUUCGAUGUUCACUACUUUAUGGUUUUUUUGUUCGUAGUUUGUAGAAAUUUUUUUCUUUAAAAUAAUUUUUUUAGUAUAUUGCUAACAAGAUUCUUUUUUUAUUGAUAAAAGAUAGCAGACAUUUUUAAGAAAUACAUGUAAUUUACUUCCAAUAAAAUUUUAUAUUUGUGA
Zophobas morio is the source of this 1599-nucleotide messenger RNA. RefSeq names its product serine-arginine protein 55-like. The record is from RefSeq and is a predicted model, not a curated record. NCBI's taxonomy places the organism in Eukaryota, Metazoa, Arthropoda, Insecta, Coleoptera, Tenebrionidae. Gene Ontology annotation, molecular function: RNA binding. The transcript has a single exon. The annotation marks the transcript as partial.